This is a messenger RNA of Cavia porcellus (domestic guinea pig), 1059 nucleotides long. It is a transcript of the gene Mrps24, whose product is annotated as mitochondrial ribosomal protein S24. The transcript is spliced from 4 exons. Gene Ontology annotation, cellular component: mitochondrion. The record is from RefSeq and is a predicted model, not a curated record. Gene Ontology annotation, biological process: translation. Bases 233 to 733 code for a protein of 166 amino acids. Lineage: Eukaryota; Metazoa; Chordata; Mammalia; Rodentia; Caviidae.
CCUCCCCGCCCCUCCGACUCCGCCCACUGUCGCGCGCCUCACACUAAAAACCCCUCUCGAGGUCCCGCCCCUCCCGCCCCGUCCCCGUCCGCGUCUCAUUUUCCUUGGCCCCGCCCCUCUGGCUGAGAUCCGGUCCCUCCGAAGCCCUGCCUCUCCCACAGAAGCCCCGCCCCGCCCGCCUAGGCUUUAGACCCCGCGGGUUCGGUUUGGGUCAGCGCUGUUUUGGGCCAAGAUGGCGUCCGUGUGCAGCCGGGUAAUGGGGCAGCGCGUACUGUACUCGAGCCGGGAACUCCUUGGACCCUGGCGCGCCUUGCACACCUCUGCCAUCUGCGCCAAGAACCGGGCGGCCCGUGUGCGCGUGAGCAAAGGGGACAAGCCGGUGACCUAUGAAGAGGUGCACGCCCCACACUACAUUGCUCACCGGAAGGGGUGGCUGUCGCUGCACACAGGCAACCUGGAUGGAGAGGACCACGCUGCGGAGCGAACGGUGGAGGAUGUAUUCCUUCGAAAGUUCAUGAUGGGUACUUUCCCGGGCUGCCUGGCCGAUGAGGUGGUCCUGAAGCGCCGGGGCAACCAGGUGGAGAUCUGUGCCCUGCUCUUGAGGCAGCUGCCUGCACACAAGGUCUACUUCCUUGUGGGCUACAGCGAGACCUUGCUGUCACACCUUUACAAGUGUCCUGUGCGACUCCACCUGCAGACUGUGCCUUCAAAGGUCGUGUAUAAGUACAUCUAGGAUGAUAACCUGCUGGAGAAUGGAGCUGGCAGGGGACAGAAAUGUGGGAAGGACAGAAGUAGAAGGGCUGCAUCGCCUCACAGGAAGAAGGCUGGCCUCUGCUGCUUUGGAACUUAGGGCUUCACGUUCUCUUGCCCCUCUAUUCUGCGGGGAGGAAACUACAGUUGAGUUUCUGAGGUGCUGUGGGGUGUAUAGUGUAGCUACUGCCUGUGGUCACUGAGGACCUUGCGCAGUCUUCUUUCCCAAGCACUUUACCCAGAAUUGCUUGUUUCUGUCAAAACGAGAAGGUCUCAUUUGAGUGAUAAUAAAAAUGAAAACAGUCUGGA